AUGGCCUCUGAACGGGAUCAAUCCAACACAACCAGGAACCUGACCAACCAGUUCGUGCAGCCCGCAUGGCGCAUCGCGCUCUGGUCGGUGGCUUACAGCACGGUGCUCGCGGUGGCCGUUUUUGGAAACUUGAUUGUGAUUUGGAUUAUCCUCGCACACAAGCGGAUGAGGACUGUCACCAACUUCUUCCUGCUGAACUUGGCUUUCUCCGAUGUUUCGAUGGCUGCGUUCAACACGCUCAUCAACUUCAUCUACGCGGCUCACGGAGAGUGGUACUUCGGAGAGGUGUACUGCAGGUUCCACAACUUCUUCCCGGUCACCGCGGUGUUCUCCAGCAUCUACUCCAUGACCGCGAUAGCCAUCGACAGGUACAUGGCCAUCAUCCAUCCCCUGAAGCCUCGUCUGUCGGCGAAGGCCACCAUAGGAGUUAUCGUCUGUAUCUGGAGUCUGGCCGUGGUUCUGGCCUUCCCUCUCUGCUACUUCUCCACCAUCCGAACUCUGCCCCGCAGGACCCUCUGCUACGUGGCCUGGCCCCGCAUGGCCGACGACCCCUUCAUGUAUCAUAUCAUAGUGACAGUUCUGGUCUACCUGCUGCCCUUAGUGGUGAUGGGCAUCACUUACACCAUCGUGGGGGUGACUCUGUGGGGAGGGAAGAUCCCAGGAAACUCAUCUGAUAACUAUCAUGGACAGCUCAGGGCUAAACGGAAGGUGGUGAAGAUGAUGAUCAUCGUAGUGGUGACCUUUGCCCUCUGCUGGCUGCCCUAUCACAUCUACUUCAUUGUGACGGGUCUCAACAAGCGUCUGAGCAAGUGGAAGUACAUCCAGCAGGUUUACCUGUCAGUGCUGUGGCUGGCAAUGAGCUCCACCAUGUACAACCCCAUCAUCUACUGCUGCCUUAACAGCAGGUUCCGGGCCGGCUUCAAGUGGGUCUUCCGUUGGUGUCCCUUUGUCCAGGUCUCAAGCUACGACGAGCUGGAGCUCCGAAACACAAGACUUCGACCGGGUCGCCAGAGCAGCAUGUGCACCCUCUCUCGGGUUGACACCAGCAUCCUCAGCAAAAACAAGAGCACUUGUUCCCAUGGACACAGGUCAAGACUCAACUCUGAGCCCAACAAUAAAGGCAGUUAGUUGUCUCCACAGGACACAAUCCAGCUAACAAG
Anoplopoma fimbria (sablefish) is the source of this 1160-nucleotide messenger RNA. RefSeq names its product tachykinin receptor 3-like (gene tacr3l). Gene Ontology annotation, cellular component: sperm midpiece; plasma membrane. Gene Ontology annotation, biological process: positive regulation of flagellated sperm motility; G protein-coupled receptor signaling pathway. Bases 1 to 1128 code for a protein of 375 amino acids. The transcript has 5 exons. The record is from RefSeq and is a predicted model, not a curated record. Gene Ontology annotation, molecular function: tachykinin receptor activity. NCBI's taxonomy places the organism in Eukaryota, Metazoa, Chordata, Actinopteri, Perciformes, Anoplopomatidae.